Molecule: messenger RNA, 10154 nt
Organism: Eriocheir sinensis (Chinese mitten crab)
Lineage: Eukaryota; Metazoa; Arthropoda; Malacostraca; Decapoda; Varunidae
Product: YLP motif-containing protein 1-like
Exons: 20
Coding region: 110-8341 (2743 amino acids)
Biological process (GO): regulation of telomere maintenance
Cellular component (GO): nucleus
Source: RefSeq, a predicted model, not a curated record
UCUCCUCCGCGGCGUCUGGCAACACUGCAAGGCGGCGAGGAGAGGAAGAAGGAGGCGGCGCAAGAGAGGAGCAGGAGAGGAGGCGGGACACAGGACACUUAACGGCACUAUGUGGGCCAACCAGUCCUGGGCGGCGAGUAGCCCUCAGCAGGGCCUCAGCCUCCUAGAACAGCAGGCCCAGCAGUAUGCAGCUCUCCAGCAACAGCAGCCAGCACAGCAGGCACAACAGCAGCAGCAGGGACAGCACCAGUGGCAGCAGGGCCAGGCAUCAACAAACCCCUGGAUGUGGGGGCAGGCAGGGAUGUACGGCAUGUACGGGAUGUACGGGAACAACAUGCCCCUCAUGGGCAUCCCCACCCCACCUGUGGCUGCCCCCCUGCCCCCAGGCCCUCCACCAGGCCCUCCUCCUGGUGACCCCCCAGCAGGGAAUGAGGCCCCUCCACCCCCACCCAAGGAGCCCCCACCCCCACCCCCUCCAGAGGAGGUGGAGGAGAAGAAAGCAGCAUUGAAGGCGGCAGCCAAGGACCCGCCCCCACCGCCCCCGCAGGACGGGCUGCUGGGCCCCGUGCCUGCUGCCGUGGCCCCCCUGCUGCCAGGCAUCAAGCCCCCCACGCCCAAGGAGGUGAAGACACCACAGACCAAAGACACAUCCGGCUGGAAGAACAAUGCCCCGGGGCUGCUGGGGCCACCCCCAGCCACCGUGCAGCCAGCCAGGGGGGGCUGGGUGGGGCCCCAGCCCCAGCCAGGAAGUGCCUGGAAGGCUGACCCCAUUACUGCUGUCAACAAGACCACCACCACCACUGCCACCAGCACCACCACCACCACCAAGAAUGUGACAGCCACCUCCAGCACCACCAGCACUACCAACAGUUCCAACACAAACACUAAGAGCAGUGCUGCCAACAGCAUUAACAGCAGCAACAGCAACAGCAGCGGCGCAGCCACCACCCCUACCACCCCCACCACCAACAGCAACAGCAGCAGCAGCAUGAACCAGAAGGGUGGCCAGCCAGCGGGAGGCAAUGCCUGGCAACAGAAUCAGGGCCGGACAGACCUUCCCUCUGGCUGGAUGGACUGCAGCAUGCCGCCCCCCAACCACCGGCCAAGCUGGAACCAGAACACUGAGUCACCCAAGGGCGGGGAGAUGUCUCACAUGGGCCAGGGCGGCAUGAACUACCCUCCACCGUCCACCGGAGGAAGAGGCGGAGGCCAAGGACAGUAUCAGUAUGGCGCUGGCGGCAACACACCCCAGGGAGGGGGGAGAGGGGCACCACCCGCAACAGAAGCACCAGGAGGAGGACAGCCGGAGUUUGACGAGGCGGCCUUGCAUGUGCAUGUUGCGUGCGAUAACACAUCACCUACACUUGGCUCCGUUUCUCGCCCGUCACAUGCUCCGUCACACCAACAGAAUGACGAGGACCUGAAGGAGUUUGACGUGCAGUUUGCCAAUUGGGAGAAGCAGUUUGAGAAGUGGCGUGAGGACAACAGAGGCCACCCGGACAAACAGGCGCUGAGGAGGUAUGAGGAGGAGUGGACCACCUGGAGGGCCCAGCUGCUGUCCAAGCGUGAAGACAUCCGCAGCAGGAAGGUGGCCAAGUUCAAGCAGCAGCAACACCAGAAGCCUUCCCCCACCGGCAGCACCACCGCUGCCACCACCACCUCCCCCUCCACCGCCACCACCACAUCGGCCAACAGUGGUAUGAAUGGAUCGGGUUAUGGCCAGAAUCAGGGCCAGGGAGGCUAUGGCCAGGACCAAGGAAGGUUUGGCCAAAACCAGGGACAGGACGACUAUGGCCAAAAUCAAGGACAGGACUAUGGCCAAGGAGGCUAUGGCCAGAACCAAGGACUGGGAGGAUACAACCAGAACCAGGGUCCAGGUGGAUAUGGCCAAAACCAGGGCCAGGGAGGGUUUGGGCAAAAUCAAGGACAAGGAGGUUAUGGCCAGAACCAAGGGUCAGAAGGAUAUGGCCAGAACCAGGGCCAAGGAGGGUAUGGCCAAGGACAAGGAUAUGGCCAAAGUCAAGGACAAGGAGGAUUUGGCCAAGACCAAGGAGGAUAUGGCCAAAACCAAGGCCAGGGAGGGUUUGGCCAAGAGCAAGGAGGAUACGGCCAAAACCAAGGCCAGGGAGGCUUUGGCCAGAGGUCAGAGCCAGGAGGCUUCAAUCAGAACCAGGGAAGGUUUGGCCAAAACCAGGGAGGGUCAGGAGGUUUUGGCCAGAAUCAGGGAGGGCCAGGUGGGUUUGGCCAGAACCAAGGCCAAGGUUUCGGUCAGAAUAAAGGGCCAGGGAGCUUUGGCCAGAACCAAGGAGGGCCUGGAGGGUUUGGCAACAACCAAGGGCCAAGAGGGUUUGGUCAAAAUCAAAGUUCAGGUGGUUUUGGCCAGAACCAAGGGCCAGGAGGGUUUGGCCAGAACCAGGGAGGGCCAGGUGGGUUUGGCCAAAACCAGGGAGGGUCAGGAGGUUUUGGUCAGAAACCGGGAGGGCCAGGCGUGUUUGGCCAGAACAAGGAUUCAGGUAGUCGUGACCAGAGUCCUGGGUCAGAAGGAGCUGGCCAGGACCAGGACCUGAGAUCGUUUGGCCAGAAGCAAAGCCCUGGUGUCUUUGGCUCCAGUCCGAGCAGAUUUGGACCUAAUCAAAGCCGGGACAAGUUUAGCCCAGGGAAGGAUGCCGGCCCAAACCAGAAAAGGAUGGGAGAGAGUCCGGGCCAGGAGGAGUUUGGCCAAAAGCCGGACCAGAAAGGAUUUGACUCAAGCCAGGGCCAAGGAGACUUUGGCCAGGACCAAGACAUGCGCGGCUUUGGUCGAGGAGGCUUUGGCUCGGGCCGGGGCCGAGGGGACUUUGGCCAGAAUAGGGGCCGAGGGGACUUUGGUGCCAAUCGAGGCCGAGGAGAAAUUGGCCAGAAUCGUGGACGCGGCGACUUUGGGUCUGGCCGAGGUAGAGGGGAUGACUUUGGCCAGAGCAGGGGCCGAGGGGACUUUGGCCAGGGCCGUGGGCGGGGAGACUUUGGCCAGAACAGAGGGAGAGGCGAAGACUUCAGUCCAGGCCGAGGCCGAGGGGAAGACUUUGGCGCAAACCGAGACGACAUGGGCCAAGACAGAGGCCGCGGGGAAGCCUUUGGCCAGAACAGAGGGCGAGGAGAAGACUUUGGGCCAAACAGAGGCCGUGGCAGUGACUUUGGGCCAGGCAGAGGCCGGGGAGGUGACUUUGGGCCAAGCAGAGGCCGGGGAGGCGACUUUGGCCAGAACAGAGGCCGCGGAGGGUUUGACCAGCGGCCGGACAGAGGGGACUUUGACCAGAGCAAGGAGCAAGGAGGAUUUGGCCCCAGCCAAGACAAAGAUGACCUGGGCCAGAAGCAGGACAGAGAUGGAUUUGGCCAGAAUGACAGCCAGCCACCUGUGCGAGGGGGCUUUGGCCGUGGCAUGUUUGGUGGCCGAGGAGGGUUUGGCUCCAACAGGGGGAGAGGUGGAUUUGGCCAAAAUCAAGACAAAGGUGAAUUUGGCCAAGAUCAAGAUCCAAGUGACCAAGACCAGAGUCAAGACGGAAGCAACUUUGGCCAGGCCCGAGGAAGGGGCGGCUUUGGCCGAGGGGACUCCCGGGGUGGCCGGGGCCGAGAUGGCUUUGGUCGGGGCCGAGGUGGCUUUGGCCAAGGCCGAGGCGGCUUCAACCAAGGCAACUUUGACUCUAGCCCGAGCAAGGAAGAGUUUGGGCCGGGCCAGGGCCAGGGCCAGGACAGGUUUGGCAAGGACCCGGAGCCGGAGCAGUUUGGGUUCAACAACGAGCCAGGAAAGUUUAGCCCUGGGCUGGGUCGGGGAGGGCGAGGCCAGUGGGCCGGCAGAGGUGGUAGGGGUGGCCUCCACCAGGGAGAGCCUGACCAAGACCAGGGCACAAACUUUUGGCAGGGCAGACGAGACGGCCCCAGCCCCGACCAGCGGAGCAACAGCCCAUGGUCUAAUGCUGAACGCGACAGCUGGGGUGGCCGCGGCAGGGGGGGGAGGGGAGGCUUUGGCCCUGUGGGCCGGGGACAGCCCCAGCAGGAGGAAGAGGAGCAGGGCUUUGGCAUGAGGGGAGGCGGCAGGGGCCAGGACCGCGGCAGCUCCAGCAGACCUUUCGGCCAGCGCGGUCGAGGCCGGGGAGGCUUUGGGUCAGGUGGUUUUGGCCAGGAUGACCCCAUGGCCAAGGAGGACGCCAUGGGUGACCAGCCGGACCGGGGAUUUUCUGACCUCGGCCAGAUGAACAGUGACAGGGGAGACUUUGGCCAGCCUGGCUGGGGCCGGGGUCGUGCCCGGGGCCGAGGCCGAGGGGGUCAGGAUGGCCCAGAUGGGCCCGAAUGGGAGCAGGGACCCCCAGGCCAAAUGGGGGAGAGCGGCCGAGGUGGCCGUGGCCGGGGAGGAUCCGGUGGUAGUCGCUGGGGGGAUGAUGACAGGGGCAGGAUGGACGAGGGGCCUGGCGGAUGGCAGGGGGAGGGCAGCGACCCCAGCUGGCGGGGCCGUGGGGGCUUUGAUCCCUCCAGGCGAGGGCGGGGCAGAUUUGACUCUGGCAGAGGUGGCAGGGGGAGGGGCGGCCCGGACUCUGAGGAGGAAGGGCCGAGGGGCUCUGAACCCCAGGAGUGGAGCCAGCGAGGCCGUGACUCACAAGGCUGGGGCCAGAGAGGCCGUGGCCGAGGAUUCAAUGACCGGGACAGUUGGGAUCGCAGCAGUCAACCCGACAAGGAUGACCUUGGUGGAUUUGGCCGAGGCAGUGGCCCUCAAGAAAGCCGCUGGGGCAGCGACGACAGGGGCCGGUCCAGAGACAGUCCCUACGGCAGGGGCCGGGGCCGGGGCCGCGGAGGAGCUUGGUCUGGCCCAGAGCAGAAGGACCAGGGCCCAUGGCAGGGCGAUGACGGCCCUACCGACAACCCACCGUGGAGGCAGCCCGGCGGCAGGGGCUGGGGCGGCCCACAGCAGCAGGAGGAUGAUGGUCCAGGAUGGGGCCGUGGGGGUGGCCAGCGUGACCGAGGCCGUGGGGGGCGAGGCAGCAACUCUCCCAAUGCAGGUCGGGGAGGCUGGGGUCGUGGGCGGGGCGGUGGCGGCUGGGGGGGUGACGACUACAUGCACCAGGAUGAGCCAGUGGACCGCCGUGAUGGCCCGCCGGGAUGGAAAAAAGGCGAGAGAGAGACCAUCCCCGGCCUUGACUUAACUGACGCACCACCCAAGGAUGCAAAGCCCGCAGGGGAGGUGGUGGAGGUGGAGGAGGAGGACAAGAAAAGAAAGAAGAGUGAAAGCAAAGACAAGGACGAAGAGGAGGCAAAGGAAGGGUCAGCCGCAAAGAAGAAGAAAACCGACACGGACACCAAAGCCGCUGUUUUCCACGAGCCUCAGGACGAGAAGAUCGAGCUGAAACUUGGCGCCGAGCCCCUUAAGAUCGGCCCCAUUGGAGUGCCGCCGCGUAAGCAUGAGAAGUUCACAAUGCCGGGCGAGUGGUAUGACGACGAGGAUGAGCGUGAGGGGACGGAGGGCGGCGGUGAGCAGGAGGAUCAGGACAAGGACGGCAAGAAGGACACAAAGGAGCAGCAGCAGACCCCCUCCAAGCUGCCCCUUGCCGGCCCCCUUGUGAAGCAACAGCCGCAGCCAUCCCCACACCGGCGUGGAGACCCAAUGACCCCGGGCUUUGGUGGCAGUCGGUUUGGAGGGCCGCCCCAGAGAGGGUUUGGCCCCGACCGCCCCGAUCUUGGCCCCAACCGCCCCGAUCUUGGCCCCAACCGCCCAGAUCUUGGCCCCAACCGCCCCGAUCUUGGCCCCAACCGCCCCGAUCUUGGCCCCAACCGCCCCGAUCUUGGCCUCAACCGCCCCGAUCUUGGCCCCAACCGCCCAGAUCUUGGCUCCAACCGCCCUGAUCUUGGCCCCAACCGCCCUGAUCUUGGCCCCAACCGCCCCGAUCUUGGCCCCAACCGCCCCGAUCUUGGCCCCAACCGCCCCGAUCUUGGCCCCAACCGCCCCGACAUUGGUCCCAACCGCCCCGACCUUGGCCCGAGUCCUGGCCUACCUGAGUUUAGGGACUCCCCGAUGGGUGAACCGUGGAGGGACUGCCCGUGGCCAGACCAGCGCAGGGUGAUGCAGGACCUGGACCCCGUCAUGAGCCGGGAGUACUGGGAGAGGGAGCGAGUGGGCCGCUGGGACACAUACCCGGGACAUGCAGACCACGCGAGGGAUGAUGCGGACAGGUAUCCGCCUCGCCGUGGACCGCCAGAGUACUGGGACGACACCCACCCCCGCCACGGUGACCGGCCCCCCAGGGAGCCCUUCCCUGACGACGGGCCGCCCCACCGCUCACGCUGGGACUACUACGAGGGGGGGCGAGAUGACCCUUACCCCCCGCGGGAUGACCCCUACUACAAGGACUACUAUGACCGCUACGACAGGGACCCUUAUGCCGACCCCUACAGGGACAGGGAUCGCUACGAGAGAGACCCUUACGGCGACCCCUACAGUGACCGCUACUCCGACCGUUACCGUGAUUCCUACAGGCCGAGAGAACGCUCACCAUACCCCCCAGGCCACCCCGACGACCCUUACCCAUACCCAAGGGACCGCUGGGACCCCUAUGGCCGAGACCCACGGGAUGAGGAGAGGGACAGAGAGCCCCCACCAGGACCCCCCUCAGCCAGAGUGGAUAAGCCUGCCGUGGUGGACUAUGGCCAUGGUUCAGCCCUGAGAGCCAAACAGCCUCCGUCCAGGGACAGGUCGCCUUACUCUUCACGAUCUGACCAAUACCAUCGACAGGGCUACGAUGGGUUCGAUCCUUCACUCCGCGACCACCACCUAAGAGGCAGCAGGGAGGAUGACCGAGGAUCCCCCUGGGGACACUCAAGACACCCGCGCGACCCAAUGGGGAGGGAUAGGGACCGUUCACCCUCACGCCACUCCCCAGGCCCAAGACAAAGCCACAUGCCCCGUGCCCCCAGCCCCCCAAAGCUCCCAUCACCCCAGCAGGAAGAAGAGGAAGAGGAGGAGGAGGUGGAGGAAGAGGAAGGGAAUGUGGUGACGAUUGAUGACCUGGUGAACAUUCCCGGACGGUUCAUGAGGCCGCCCAAGAUUGUUAUUGUUCUCCGGGGACCACCGGGGGCAGGCAAGACCACUGUGGCCAGGAUGAUCAAGGACCGGGAGGUAGAGAACGGAGGCUCCCCACCGCGCAUCCUCAGCCUCGACGACUACUUCAUGGUGGAGACCGAGAAGAUGACCAACGACCCUGAAACUGGCCGUCGCGUCAAGACCAAGAUCAUGGAGUACGAGUUUGAGCCGGAGCUUGAGGACUCUUACCGCGCAUCCUUGAUUAAGUCCUUCAAGCGGCAAGUGGACGAGGGCUUCUUCCCCUUCAUCAUCAUCGACUGCAUCAACAACCGUGUCUCGUACUUCUCCGAGAUCGCCUCCUACGCUAAACAACACGGCUUUGAGGUGUACAUCGGUGAGCUCGAGGUGGACCUGUGUGUGUGUCACCGCCGCAAUACCCACAACCACUCCAAGGAAUACAUCACCAGAAUUGUCGAGGGCUGGGAACGCACACCCCCGAGCUACACCAAAGUUGACCUUACCUCACUGUCCCAGGACGCAGCGAUAGAGGAGGUGGAGAUGGAGGACUCAAUGGAGCCAGCAUCUAAUGGGAACCAGCAGGACAAGAACAAGAAUAGAGAAGGAAAGGAGGAAGAAGAGGAAGAAGAGACAGAGCAGGAGACAUUCCUCAAGAUCAGCAGUACUGGUGGUGGUGCGGGUGGUGGGGGAGGCCCAGCUAGCAGCAGUGAUGGUGACGUGCCCUGCCAACCUAACUCUGAUAAAGUAAUGCAACGGGUUUCACUAGUCGGACAUGGUCAAAUCCCUCAGGAUCUUGUCGUCCCUGGAGCAGAAAUAAGAAUUUUUAGCGUGCCGGGAGGAACAGCGAGUUCAUUUUUUGAAGACAGUCAGAUGACCCGUGUCUUAGAAUGGACACAUGACCUCUGUAUUUUAUGGAUAGGGAGUAAUGAUGUCACAGAAAAUACCUCCACUGAAAAGAUCAUAAAUAAUAUUGUGAAAAUAGUUGAGGCGAUUGAAGACAGAUGCGAGGCAAUAGUGCAGGUGGUUUUACUUGAGCCGCGAGUAUAUCCCAAUGGAGUUCCAGUGUCAGAGACCACGUACAUGAAGGUACAGAAAGCCGUGAAUAGACGCCUUAAGAAAGUGUUGGCAGGCAUUCGCUUCCACCACUUCAUUUCAAGGUUAUAUAGGGAUCAGCUGGCAGAGGAUGGUGUUCAUUUUAAAGAAAAGGGACGAAAGCUUGUACGAAGUUUAUUUACAAAAGUUAUAUCAGAUGAAGUACUUAGGAGCAGAAAAAAAUAAUCAGCUUUGACAAUUGGGUCCUUCACUGAGCUGGACCUGCCAUGUGGUGGCCCUGCUGGAGCCUCUGCCAGAGCCAAGCGCUGCGGCGUGCUGGGGUCCAGCGAGGCUUAAUUGACAUUUUCUGUACCACACUAGCAAAACAUUAGUUGUAAUGGUCGCUGUCAUGUUUACACCAAAAAUCUGAGUGCUGUACAGUAUUCAGGUCAUUCUAAUGAACACUGUUGGCAAAACUCAUCGAUGUACCCUCUAACACCAUCCCGUGGUUAAUAGGAAUGCAUCAGUGCGGUCUCUUGGGUAAAUAUUUCCGUCAUGCAAGAAAAGAAAAGUCAAACAAGUCUGGCAUGGUGUCAUGCUCUCACAGUCAUAUAGUAGUGGUGGAAGGUAGUGUUGAAAAUUUUGCCACUCAACAUUCCUCCGGCUGGAAUGCCCGUUUCAACACGAUGCAUUCCUCUGUCCCUCCAAUCAGAGCGCGGGAGGUUGUUUACACUGCUGCUAAACAUAUCGUACGCUGCCGGCAGCAAGUAUUAGACUUAUUUCAUAUUUCUAAUUUAACUCAUAAUAGGCUACAUACAUCUUUAGCAUCUUAUAAUAUUACAUUCACUAUAAUGAACUUUAAAGGAACAACAUAGAACAUGUGACGAUUGUUUGUGGGAAAAAACAUUUAAAUUUCCUAUUUCUUGCAUUUCCCCAUUUCUUAAUUACUACUAGUAAGUCAAGUGUCUCUAUACCGUAGCUAUGAAAAAAAUAUGUGAUUUCUAAAUAAUAGCAAAAAAAUAGUAAGAAAAAUUAUUUGAACGUACAUAUUUAUUUUGGUAGUUCCACCAGGGCCACCAGAUGGCAGGUAGAGUUCAGUGAAGGCCCCAGUUGCUGUUAAAGGAACCAAGUCUUUGUUUCAUUUUGUGUGCCAAAAACAAUGCUCACCUUAAUGGUAUCGGCUGCAAGCACGCCAUUCCUGUUGGCUGUCUUAUAACUUCAGAGAUUUUAUAUUGCAAAUAAAAAAGCACAAAUGAAUAAUGCAGCUGUCCAUUUCAAGUUGUCACAGUAAGUAGGCGAGAAGUAAAGACACACAGCCGACGCCACAGCUGUAACGGCCCGAGAUGCUGAUAGGGACAGUGAAGGGCUCAAGCCCUGAGGCACCAUUUGGCUUGAUGGUAGUGUCUUCCUCAGUCUUAGGGCUUGAGUUUGCAUGCCGGGCAGAUUGUUGGGGGGAAAAAAAAUCAAAAUAGAUCAGUUCUCUGCUUCAAGAAGUAAAAAUACCCACCAUUACAGAGUGAGCAUUGUUUUUGGUAUUUGGUAGGAUGGACGAUUGUGUCUAACUUUGGUAGUGAUGAGACUCGUGCAUGUAUUUGAACCCCAAUACUGUAGUAUCAUUAAGGACAUGUAAAUACAUUCCUUUUCUGCCUCAGCCUCGGCCACACGCCGCUGUGUGUUGGCUGUGGUUCGUGUUAAGGAGCGUUGUUGUGAGUGCAGUCCAACAUUUACCCUCACGUUGUGCAGCCUGCCUUGUUGGGCAGGUGUUUCAUCACACUACCAUUUGUUUAGCGCACCAGUGUCACACCCUUGCCCCGCCAGGGUGGGUGUUGGUGUGUUCCGCCACAGUAGUGUUACACACACACUGGAUUGAACACAAAAUGGCAUGCUUAGAGGCACCAGAAACCUUUAUCAUUGUUUUUAUUUGUUACACAGCCUCAAACAUUGGUGUGUCAAGACUUACUCUGUUAGGAAUAGUUUUACCAUGAAGGAAUGCACAAGAUUAAGAGUUGGACAGACAAUUUGCAUUACAAUAGUUCAAAUAUUAAAAUUGGCAUAAUCA